GGUAAUUGUCAGUAGUGCCAACUUUAAGGUCACUCUUUGAAAGGGUAAAUUAUUCGGUGAAUCCGGUUGUAUAUUUUGUGUUUAUCAUCAAAUGAAAGAGAUAGUCACACGAUGAUAUACAUCCGUUGCACCAUAAGUUCUCUCAUUUCAAAGCAAAAAUUUCUAGGUACAAUCAAGUGUAUAUCACAUUGUCUCUGUUCCUCUUGUAUCUCUCUUCAUGUGAUACGGCACAUGAGGAGAAAGAUAGGCACAAAAAAAUAUACACCCGAAUGUAUAUCACUUUGUCUUUGUUCCUCCUAUAUCUCUUUAUGUGAUAUGACACAUGAAAAGCGAGAUAGAUAAAAAAAAAUAUACAUCCUAUUGCACUUUAGUUUCUUUGCUUUAUUUAGAAAGGAAAAAGGCAAAAGCUUUACAACAGUUGGACAAUGAUGAUGACUGAUUUGUGUAAUAUAAACUUAUUUUCUUUUCAAAAUUGAAAUAAUACAAAAACUCUCAGAUAAUCAUCAGUGCAAUUAAUGUGGUAACCAAGAAAUUCAACCCCAGGAUUCUGACCUGACCCUCUCAGUUUUUGUGCAUUGUUUAUUCUUUCCAAAGUCCAAAUAAUAUUUGUUAUAGUAAUGCUAUUUACACACUUAUUUUUACUUCUUACAUAUUUCUUGCUAAUCUUCAUUCUUCGAUCAAUUCAUUUGAUUCGCAGCUGAAAAUUAAGAGUGGUGUGUAAGAGGUUAAAAUGAGUGUGUGAAUAACACCAUCCUAUUUGUUAUAACAAUGGUGAUAUUUCUUGCCCUUUUUAGAACAAAUUAAUAAAUAAUGAGUUCCUUUCUUAUUCUGGUCUCUGCAAAUGUGUUUUACAAAUUUAAAAAAUAAAAAAUUGCCUCUUUUUAGUAAAAUCUUUUCACAUACAUGGAAAAGUAAUUAUUGUCCAGGGUGGUUUACCUUACCUUCUCCUUCUCCUGCCACAUUUAGCUGUCAAGAAUAUCCAAUGGUAUCCACACUGCAUCCUCUGCAUCAAUUGCACUUUGCAAAUCUGCUAUUCACCAUCUACUCACUUCUGGAUACAGUACACUGAAACUGUUCAUAAUCCGACACGAGAUAAACUUCUAUACACCAGAAUGUCACCGCGACGAUAUUUCAAGUUAAUCACGAACACCCCACCGACCCAAACUUGAGACCUGAUGUGGGUUUAUCACAUGGCACCGUACACUCAAACCAGAGGGGGAAGGCCAUAACGGUAUUGGCUAAGGAGGUGUAAAAUAUACAUUUGCACUUUUGGUUUCAUUAGAAAAAUCUGAGAGGCUUUUGUCGUCCUCGUAAACAGGGAUUCUCUGUUUCCUUCUCUCUCUCUCUCUCUCUCUCUCUCUCUCUCUCCCUCUGUGUUGUGUUUUGUCUCUAAGCUGUAACGUUGUCUGGGGCAGAGAGUAAGAAAAUGGACAUUGGUUAUCUCACCCCGUUCUUCCCACACUCACACUCUGAUUUCAAAUUUGAAUACCGUUUUUAUACACUCUCUUUUGGGUCCCUACGCUCAGCUCCCUUCUUCGCGCCCGCAUCUCUCUCGUCCUCCCUUUGACCACCUCGGUCACACCCCCAUCCAUCCCCCACCCCACCACCAACCCCCAUUUUUAACCCCAGUUUUUUCUCUCUGACAUUUCAUCGAACAGCUCAUCCGCAACGUCUCAACCAUGGACAAACCGCCCCAUUCCGCCGAAUCCCACGAUGGCGAAUCCGUCGUCAGCAGCCUCCAAGAUCUCAGCUUCAAAAACAGCUUCAGCAUCAGCAUGUGUAGUAGCACCGUUUCUGGGUCCGACAGCACCAAGGUCAGUAGUAAUGGCACUCCGGAAGCAAACAAGAACGCCGAAAAUGCCGAUUGCGAAGACGAAAGUUACAAAAGUAGCUUAACCCACUUGGGAAAUUCCAACCGGUCCGACCCGAACGAGAGCAGCUUCCGGAGUUUCUGCCCGUCGAAGCCGCACAAAGGCAACGACGCGCGGUGGGACGCGAUACAAUCAGUGAAAUCCAAAGACGGAGACUUGGGACUCGGCCAUUUCCACCUGCUGAAGAAGCUCGGCUGCGGCGACAUCGGAAGCGUCUACUUGGCGGAGCUGAGAGGGAUGGGUUGCUUCUUCGCCAUGAAAGUAAUGGACAGAGGAAUGUUGGCGGGAAGGAAGAAGCUGAUCAGAGCUCAGACGGAAAGAGACAUAUUGGGGUUGCUGGACCACCCGUUUCUUCCGACCCUCUAUUCGAAUUUCGAGACAGAGAAGUUUUCUUGCUUGUUAAUGGAGUUUUGCUGCGGCGGCGAUCUGCAUACGCUGCGGCAGCGCCAGCCCGGGAAGCAUUUUACAGAACAAGCAGCGAGGUUUUAUGCUUCAGAAGUGCUUCUUGCCCUCGAGUAUCUCCACAUGAUGGGCGUGGUGUACAGGGACUUAAAACCCGAAAACGUACUAGUGAGGGAGGACGGCCAUAUCAUGCUUUCCGACUUCGAUUUAUCGUUGAGAUGUUACGUGAGUCCGACUCUCGUUCAGUCCAGCGACGAUCCAUCUUGCAGAAUAUCUGCGUACUGCAUUCAGCCAGCAUGCAUUGAUCCCUCGUGCAAAUUGCCGGUUUGUGUUCAGCCGGCUUGUUUGCAACCCUCUUGCUUUAAGCCUCGGUUUCUUAGCUCCAAAUCAACCAAGGAGAAAACCGAAAGAGUAGGUUUUGGAAAUUCGGAUUCGUUGCCUGUACUUAUUGCUGAGCCAACGAGUGCGCGCUCUAUGUCAUUCGUUGGGACACACGAGUAUUUAGCUCCAGAGAUAAUCAGAGGUGACGGUCAUGGUAGCGCGGUUGAUUGGUGGACUUUCGGUAUCUUCUUGUACGAGCUGCUGCAUGGGAAGACGCCAUUCAAAGGGAAUGGAAACCGGGAGACAUUGUUCAACGUGGUCGGUCAGUCUCUCAAGUUUCCGGAUGGAUUCAACGUUAGUUUCGCUGCAAAGGAUUUGAUCCGGGGCUUACUUGUGAAGAACCCUCAAAAGAGACUGGGAUUUAAACGUGGUGCCACAGAAAUUAAACAGCACCCCUUCUUUGCAAGCGUAAAUUGGGCUCUCAUCCGCGGCACGCGCCCGCCGGAGAUUCCAAAACCGUUUGAUCUUGCGACUCUAAGUCACACAUUCAAGUCUGCGGUGCCUCAAAACAACAAGGUGGCUACCGAAUCGAAUCGAUCGUCGGGUCCAUACUUAGAUUUUGAAUUUUUCUGAUGAAUUUUGAUGGGAUGAGAAAAAAGGAAUGUAGCAUUUUUCUUGUGACAUUAUUCAUGUUCUCAAUGAAAUAUUUUCUUCACAUAAUUGUUUCAUUCAACCCCUUGCAUAGGGAGGGUUA
Molecule: messenger RNA, 3348 nt
Organism: Pyrus x bretschneideri (Chinese white pear)
Lineage: Eukaryota; Viridiplantae; Streptophyta; Magnoliopsida; Rosales; Rosaceae
Product: serine/threonine-protein kinase D6PK
Exons: 2
Coding region: 1680-3227 (515 amino acids)
Biological process (GO): protein phosphorylation
Cellular component (GO): cytoplasm; nucleus; plasma membrane
Molecular function (GO): ATP binding; protein serine/threonine kinase activity
Source: RefSeq, a predicted model, not a curated record